Lemur catta (Ring-tailed lemur) is the source of this 29601-nucleotide messenger RNA. RefSeq names its product mucin-5B-like. The record is from RefSeq and is a predicted model, not a curated record. Gene Ontology annotation, molecular function: protein binding. Gene Ontology annotation, cellular component: extracellular matrix. Lineage: Eukaryota; Metazoa; Chordata; Mammalia; Primates; Lemuridae. The coding region runs from base 1 to 29109 and encodes 9702 amino acids. The transcript has 49 exons.
AUGCCCCUUCCCAGGACCCUCACCCUGGAGGCCUCGGGCCGCCAUCCCAGCGCCAGCCCAACGCCGGGCGAUGCCCCGCGGCCCGGGCCCCGCCUGACUGACAGUCCUGGUCUUGGGUUUCUGCUCCGUCACGCCUGGACGCCUCCCCGACAAAGCCGGUCUUUGUCCUUCUCCGAGGGACAUGUGGACGGGGCUGAGCCCCCUCCUCGAGGUGGCCACGGCGACAGGGCCACGCCUUUUCCUGGUUCCAUUUCCUCCCCCUGCCCGCGGAAGCAGGCGCCGGCCGCCAAGUUCUGCAGGGGUGGCGCCUGGCGGCAGAGCUGGUGGGCAGAGCUGGGGCUGCUCAACCCAGUCCCAUCGGGCUCCCAGGCAGCCCCGGGAGGGGUCGCGGCCUCGGGCCAGACGAGCUCCUGCUGCACCAGCCCUUCCGGGCACAGAGACGCAAACAGUGUGCGCGAGACCCAGGCCCCCACGGAGCGGAGCACAGGGCCCCCCACGCACGGUCGCAGGGCGGACGGCGCCUGGCCCACGUCCUCGCCCGCCCGGCACCUGAGCUUCGUCACCCCCAUCACCGUCCUCCCCAGCAGCGCCCGGAACCCGGCGCACAACGGGCGCGUCUGCAGCACCUGGGGCGACUUCCACUACAAGACCUUCGACGGCGACGUCUUCCGCUUCCCCGGCCUCUGCAACUACGUGCUCUCCGCGCACUGCGGCGCCGCCUACGAGGACUUCAACGUCCAGCUGCGCCGCGGCCGGGCGGGCUCCCAGCCCACGGUCACCCACAUCGUGCUCCGGGCCCCGGGGUUGGUGCUGGAGGUGUCCAACGGCUCCGUGCUCGUGGACGGGCAGCGGGAGGAGCUGCCCUACAGCCGCGCCGGCCUCCUGGUGGAGCGCAGCAGCGAGUACGUCAAGGUUGGCGUCCGGCUGGUCCUGACCCUGCUGUGGAACGGAGAGGACAGCGUCCUGCUCGAGCUGGACCCCAAGUACGCGAACCAGACCUGUGGCCUGUGCGGGGACUUCAACGGCCUCCCGGCCUUCAACGAGUUCUACGCCCACAACGCCAGGCUGAGCCCCCUGGAGUUCGGGAACCUGCAGAAGCUGGAUGGGCCCACGGAGCAGUGUCCGGACGCCCAGCCCGAGCCGGCCGGCAACUGCACAGACGGGGAGGGCGUCUGCCGCAGCACCCUGCUGGGACCGGCCUUCACCCAGUGCAACUCCCUGGUGGAUGCCUCCGCGUACCUGGCCGCCUGUGCCCAAGACCUGUGCCGCUGCCCCACCUGUCCGUGCGCCACCUUUGCCGAGUACUCCCGCCAGUGUGCCCACGCCGGGGGCCAACCGCAGAACUGGAGGGGCCCCGACCUCUGCCCCCAGACCUGCCCCCUCAACAUGGAGCACCAGGAGUGUGGCUCGCCCUGCGUGGACACCUGCUCCAACCCCCAGCGCUCGCAGCUGUGUGAGGACCACUGCGUGGACGGCUGCUUCUGCCCCCCAGGCACCGUGCUGGACGACGUCACGCACUCCGGCUGCCUGGCCCUGGCACAGUGCCCCUGCACCCACGGCGGCCGCACCUACGCCCCCGGGGACUCCUUCGCCACCAGCUGCAGCUCCUGCACCUGCUCCGGGGGGCUGUGGCAGUGCCAGGCCCAGCCGUGCCCCGGCACCUGCUCCGUGCUGGGCGGUGCCCACAUCUCCACCUACGACGAGAAGCUCUAUGACCUGCACGGCGACUGCAGCUACGUGCUGUCCAAGAAAUGCGCAGACGGCACCUUCACCGUGCUGGCCGAGCUGUGGCAAUGCGGCCUGACAGACAACGAGAACUGCCUGCGAGCGGUGACGCUGCACCUGGACGGCGGGGACACGGUGAUCCGGAUCCAGGCGGACGGCGGCGUGUUCGUGAAUUCCAUCUACACCCAGCUGCCCGUGUCGGCAGCCAACAUCACCAUCUUCAGAGCCUCGAGCUUCUUCCUGGUGGCGCAGGCGGGCGCCGGGCUGCAGCUGCAGGUGCAGCUGGUGCCCCUCAUGCAGGUGUUCGUGCGGCUGGACCCUGCGUACCGCGGCCAGACAUGCGGCCUCUGCGGGAACUUCAACCAGAACCAGGCGGACGACUUCGCGGCCCUGAGCGGGCUGGUGGAGGGCACGGGCGCGGCCUUCGCCAACACCUGGAAGACCCAGGCCGCCUGCCCCAACGUCAGGAACAGCUUCGAGGACCCCUGCUCCCUGAGCGUGGAGAACGAGAACUACGCCCGGCACUGGUGCUCCCGGCUGACCGACGCCACUGGUGCCUUCUCACCCUGCCACUCCGUGGUCAACCCCGUGCCCUUCCACUCGAACUGCCUGUUCGACACGUGCAACUGCGAGAGGACUGAGGACUGCCUGUGCGCCGCCCUGUCGGCCUACGUGCACGCCUGCGCCGCCAAGGGCGUGCUGCUGCGCGGCUGGAGGGACGGCGUCUGCGCCGCAUACAUGAGCAGCUGCCCUGAGUCACAGAGCUACGCCUACGUGGUGGACGCCUGCCCGCCCACCUGCCGCGCCCUGAGCGAGGGGGACGUCACCUGCAGCGUCUCCUUCGUGCCCGUGGACGGCUGCACCUGUGCCGAGGGCACCUUCCUGGACGACACGGGAGCGUGCGUGCCGGCCAGCAAGUGCCCCUGCUACCUCCACGGCACCGCGGUGGCCCCCGGAGAGGUGGUGCAUGACAAUGGCGCCGUGUGCUCCUGUGCCGGCGGGAAGCUGAGCUGCCUGGGCACCGCACCGCAGAGCAGCUCAGGCUGUGCGGCCCCCAUGGUGUACCUGGACUGCAGCAACAGCUCCGCGGGCGCCCCGGGGGCCGAGUGCCUCCGCAGCUGCCACUCGCUGGACGUGGACUGCUUCAGCACACACUGCGUGUCCGGCUGCGUCUGCCCCCCGGGGCUGGUGUCCGACGGGGCCGGGGGCUGCGUUGCCGAGGAAGACUGCCCCUGCGUGCACAACGAGGCCUCCUACAGGCCUGGGGACAGCAUCAGGGUCGACUGCAACACAUGCACCUGCAGGAACCGCCGGUGGGAGUGCAGCCGCCGGCCCUGCCUGGGCACCUGUGUGGCCUACGGGGACGGCCACUUCAUCACCUUCGACGGUGAGCGCUACCGCUUCGGAGGCAGCUGCGAGUACACCCUGGCCCAGGACUACUGCGGGGGCAACGCCACCCACGGGACCUUCCGUAUCAUCACCGAGAACGUCCCCUGUGGGACCACUGGCGUCACCUGCUCCAAGGCCCUCAAGCUCUUCGUGGAGAGCUACGAGCUGAUCCUCCGCGAGGGCAGCUUCACAGUGGUAGAAAGGGGGCCCGGCGGGGACCCGCCCUACAAGAUCCGCUACAUGGGCAACUUCCUGGUGGUCGAGACCCGCAGCGGGAUGGCCGUGGCCUGGGACCGGAGGACCAGCGUGUUCAUCCGGCUGCGCCAGGACUACAAGGGCAGGGUCUGCGGCCUGUGCGGGAACUUCGACGACAACGCCCUCAACGACUUCACCACGCGGAGCCAGUCCGUGGCGGGAAACGCUCUGGAGUUCGGGAACAGCUGGAAGUUCUCCCCGAACUGCCCGGACGCCCUGGCGCCCAGGGACCCCUGCACCGCCAACCCGUACCGCAAGUCCUGGGCGCAGAAGCAGUGCAGCAUCAUCAACGGCGCCACCUUCGCCGCCUGCCGUGCUCAGGUGGAUUCCACCAAGUACUACGAGGCCUGCGUGAGUGACGCGUGCGCCUGCGACUCGGGGGGCGACUUCCAGUGUUUCUGCACGGCCGUGGCCGCCUACGCCCAGGCCUGCCGCGACGCUGGCCUCUGCGUGUCCUGGAGGACCCCCGACGUCUGCCCCCUGUUCUGCGACUACUACAACCCACACGGGGAGUGUGAGUGGCACUACCAGCCCUGCGGGGCCCCCUGCCUGAGAACCUGCCGGAACCCAAGUGGGCGCUGCCUGGUUGACCUGCCCAGCCUGGAAGGCUGCUACCCCAAGUGCCCGCCCAGCGAGCCCUUCUUCAGCGAGGACCAGAUGACGUGUGUGGCCCAGUGUGGCUGCUACGACGAGGACGGGAGAUACUACGAUGUCGGCUCGAGGGUCCCCACAGCGGAGAACUGCCAGAGCUGUGCCUGCACCCCCGGCGGCCUCCAGUGCACUCACAGCCUUGCGGCCUGCACGUGCACCUACGAGGGCAGGACCUACGGCUACCAGGACGUCAUCUACAACACGACGGACGGGCUCGGUGGCUGCCUGAGUGCCAUCUGUGGAGACAACGGAACGAUUAUCCGGAAGACCGUGGAAUGUCCCGGAACCCCAUCCACAGCGCCGUUCACCUUCACCAGCAUCUCGACGCCCCUCCCCACGACGGGCCCUGUGCCGAGCUUCUCCACCGUGUGUGUCCUCGAGGUCUGCCGCUGGUCCGCCUGGUACGACGGGGACCGUCCCGAGCCGGGCGAGGAGGGUGGAGACUUUGAGACAUUUGCAAACCUGAGGCAGAAGGGGUACCAGGUGUGCAGCGCACCCACCGACAUCGAGUGCCGAGCGGCGGGGCUCCCCCGUACACCCCUGCAGGAGCUGGGCCAGAAGGUGGCCUGUGACCCCACGCAGGGGCUGACAUGUGCCAACAUUGAGCAGAAACCCCCACUCUGCCUCAACUACGAGGUGCGAGUUCUGUGCUGCGACUACGUACCCUGCGGCCCCUCCCCAGCCCCAGGCACCAGCCCCCAGCCCUCCCACAGCACCACUGCAGAGCACCCCGGGUCCCCCUCCACCCAGACCAGGGUAACUGAGGGGACAACCCAACAAGCAGUGCCCAGCUUCCCAUCGACAGUGGCCCUGACCUCCCAGACCAGGCCCAGCUCGCCCACUGUGACGGUCACCCACUCGGUCAGCUCCCUGGGCCCAGGUUCCACCACCUGUCAGCCCCGAUGUCAGUGGACAGAGUGGUUUGAUGAGGAUUACCCCAAGUCUGAAACGGCUGGCGGGGACAUUGAGUCCUACGAUAAAAUCAGGGCUGCGGGAAGGGACAUCUGCGAGCGGCCGCAGGACAUACAGUGUCGGGCCGAGAACUUCCCCAACUGGACCCUGGAGCAGGUGGGCCAGACGGUGCACUGCAACGUGCGCUUCGGCCUGGUGUGUUGGAACCAGGAGCAGGAGGGCGUGUUCAAGAUGUGCUACAACUACCAAAUCCGAGUGCUGUGCUGCAGUACCGAUCACUGCACGGGAGCCACCUCUGCCCUGCCACCAGCCACGACACCGGGGACAGCCACCACACUCCCCUGGGCCUCGUCCUCAACACCACAGCCUACGAGUAGCACAGGGGUGACCUGGACUCCCCCAGCCAGCACCACAGCCGUGUCCAUCCUCUCGAAGGGACCGACAUCCCCCAGCUACACGACUCCUCCAGUCUCCACGCAACCCACUAGCCCAAGGUGGGCCACGUCCAUCCUUCCAACUCGCCCAACCCUGGAGGGGACCACAGGGACAACAGGCACAACGGGCCCCUCAUGGCCAACCACACCAGCCCCAACAACACAAACCUCGACGGCUCACCUAACAGGCACUGCCAGCACCAUCUCCAAAGAGUCGCUGACCACAGGCCUGGCACUGACGACACACACGAGCCAGCCGCCCACUUCCUACACCGAGACCGGCACCUCAGCCAGCGCCACCACCAGCCAGGGCACGACUGCCUGUCAACCCAAGUGCGAGUGGACAGAAUGGUUUGACGUGGACUUUCCGAUCUCAGGGGUUGCAGGUGGGGACAUGGAGACUUUAGAAAACAUCAGGGCUGCGGGGGGCAAGAUUUGCGAGGCACCGGAGAAGAUAGAGUGCAGGGCAGAGAACUACCCCAACGUGAGCAUCGACCAGAUCGGGCAGGUGCUGAUCUGCAGCCUGGAGACGGGGCUGAUCUGCAGGAACGAGGACCAGGUGGGCAGGUUCAACAUGUGCUUCAACUACAAUGUGCGUGUGCUCUGCUGCGACGACUACAGCCACUGUCCCAGCACAGCCACCCCCACCGGGCCCGCCUCCCCAGCCACCACCUCCCUGGCCACCACCUCUCAGGCAACCAACACUCCAGCCGUGAUCUCCACAGGAAUGACAUCCAAAGGAACCACCUCCCUGGCCACCACCUCAUAUGCCACCACCUCCUUAGGCACCACCACCCCGGCCACCACACCCCAAGGCACAGCUUCGACAGCCACAACCUCCAUAGGCACAACCUCCACGGGAACCACUUCCUCAGCCACCACCUCCCCAGCCACCACCUCCUCAGCCACCACCUCCCCAGCCACCACUUCCUCAGCCACAAUCUCCUCAGCCACCACCACCCCGACCACCACAUACACAGGCACAACCUCUAAAGGAACCACCUCCACGGGAACCAUUUCCAAGGGAACCACCUCCCCGGCCACCACCUCCCCACGCACAGCUUCGACAGCCACAACCUCCAUAGGCACAACCUCCCCGGCCACCACCUCCUCAGCCACCAUCUCCUCAGCCACCACCUCCCCGGCCACCACCUCCUCGGCCACCAUCUCCUCGGCCACCACCUCUGCGGCCACUACCUCCCCAGCCACCACCUCCUCGGCCAGCAUCUCCUUGGCCACCACCUCCGUGGCCACCACCUCCUCGGCCACCACCUCUGCCGCCACCAUCUCCUCAGCCACCACCUCCCCGGCCACCACCUCCUCAGCCACUACCUCCCCGGCCACCACCUCCUCGGCCACCAUCUCCUUGGCCACCACCUCUGCGGCCACUACCUCCCCAGCCACCACCUCCUCGGCCAGCAUCUCCUUGGCCACCACCUCUGCGGCCACUACCUCCCUGGCCACCACCUCCGUGGCCACCACCUCCUCGGCCACCAUCUCCUCGGCCACCACCUCCACGGCCACCACCUACACGGGCACAAUCUCUAAAGGAACCACCUCCACGGGAACCACUUCCAAGGGAACCACCUCUCCGGCCACCACCUCCAGGGGUUCUACCUCCACAGCCACCACCUCCUCAGGCACAAUCUCCACAGGCACCACCUCCCAGGCCACCAUCUCCCCAGGCACAGCUUCGAGAGCCACAACCUCCAUACGCACAACCUCUGCGGGAACCACCUCCCCACCGACCACCUCCCCAGCCACCACCUACACGGGGACAACCUCCAAAGGAACCACCUCCACGGGAACCACUUCGAAGGGAACCACCUCUCCGGCCACCACCUCCACAGCCACCACCUUCCAGGUCACCACCUCCCUGGCGACCACCACCCCAGGCACCACCACUCCAGCCACCACCUCCACGGUCACCCACUCGGCCAGGCCCCUCAGCCCAGGUUCCACCACCUGUCAGCCCCGAUGUCAGUGGACAGAGUGGUUUGAUGAGGAUUACCCCACGUCUGACAGCACUGGCGGGGACAUUGAGUCCUACGAUAAAAUCAGGGCUGUGGGAAGGGACAUCUGCGAGCGGCCCCAGGACAUACAGUGUCGGGCCGAGAACUUCCCCAACUGGACCCUGGAGCAGGUGGGCCAGACGGUGCACUGCAACGUGCGCUUCGGCCUGGUGUGCUGGAACCAGGAGCAGGAGGGCGUGUUCAAGAUGUGCUACAACUACCAAAUCCGAGUGCUGUGCUGCAGUACCGAUCACUGCGCGGGAGCCACCUCCGCCCUGCCACCAGCCACGACACCGGGGACAGCCACCACACUCCCCUGGGCCUCGUCCUCAACACCACAGCCUACGAGUAGCACAGGGGUGACCUGGACUCCCCCAGCCAGCACCACGGCCGUGUCCAUCCUCUCGAAGGGACCGACAUCCCCCAGCUACACGACUCCUCCAGUCUCCACACAAACCACUAGCCCAAGGUGGGCCACGUCCAUCCUUCCAACUCGCCCAACCCUGGCGGGGACCACAGGGACAACAGGCACAACGGGCCCCUCAUGGCCAACCACACCAGCCCCAACAACACAAACCUCGACGGCUCACCUAACAGGCACUGCCAGCACCAUCUCCAAAGAGUCGCUGACCACAGGCCUGGCACUGACGACACACACGAGCCAGCCGCCCACUUCCUACACCAAGACCGGCACCUCAGCCAGCGCCACCACCAGCCAGGGCACGACUGCCUGUCAACCCAAGUGCGAGUGGACAGAAUGGUUUGACGUGGACUUUCCGAUCUCAGGGGUUGCAGGUGGGGACAUGGAGACUUUAGAAAACAUCAGGGCUGCGGGGGGCAAGAUUUGCGAGGCACCGGAGAAGAUAGAGUGCAGGGCAGAGAACUACCCCGAGGUGAGCAUCGACCAGAUCGGGCAGGUGCUGAUCUGCAGCCUGGAGACGGGGCUGAUCUGCAGGAACGAGGACCAGGUGGGCAGGUUCAACAUGUGCUUCAACUACAAUGUGCGUGUGCUCUGCUGCGACGACUACAGCCACUGUCCCAGCACAGCCGCCCCCACCGGGCCCGCCUCCCCAGCCACCACCUCCCUGGCCACCACCUCUAGGGAAACCACCUCCCUGGCUAUUACUUCUUCCGGCACCACAUUGGUCACCUCCUCCACUGGAACCACCUCCACGAAAACCACUUCCAAGGGAACUGCCACUCCGGCCACCACCUCUAUGGCCACCACCUCCUUAGGUAUCACCUCCACGGCUAGCACGUCCUCUGCCACCACCUCCCCAGCUACCACCUCCUCAGGCACCAUCUCCAUGGGAACCACCUCCCAGGGCACACCGUUGAUGGGUUCCACCUCCAUAGUCACCACUUCCACAGGUACAACCUACACAGCCACCAGCUCCCCAAGAACAACCUCCACAGGAACCAGCUCCUCGGCAACCACCUCCCUGGGGACCAGCUCCUUCACCAGCACCUCCUCAGGCAUCACCUCCACGACAACCACAUCGUCUGCCACCACCUCCCCAGCUACCACCACCUCAGGAAUCAUCUCCACGGGAACCACCUUCCCAGCCACCACCUCCAGCGGCACAACCUCCACCGGUUCCACCUCCAUAGCCACCACAUCCACGGGCCCAAGCUCUAUGGCCACCACCUCCUCAGCCACCACCUCCCCAGUCACCACCUCCAGGGGCAUCACAACCACGGGUUCCACCUCCAUAGUCACCACUUCCACAGGCACAAGCUCCACAGCCACCACCUCCUCAGGCACGACCUCCAGGGGAACCACCUUCUCUGCCACCGCCUCCCCGGCAACCACCACCCAGGGCACAACCUUGAUGGGUUCCACUUCCAUAGUCACCACUUCCACAGGCACAAUUUCCCCAGCCACCACCGCCCCAGCUAGCACCUCCCCAAGCACAAGCUCCACAGGCACAAUCUCCACAGGAACCACCUCCUUGGCAACCACCUCCACGGGAACCACCUCCCCUGUCACCACCUCCAAAGCCACCACCUCCUCAGCCACCAACUCCCCGGCCACCACCUCCAGGGGUUCCACCUCCAUAGCCACCACUUCCACAGGCACAACCUCCACAGCCACCAGCUCCUCAGCCACCACCUCCCCAGCCACCAGCUCCUUCACCAGCACCUCCUCAGGCAUCACCUCCUCAGGUAUCAUCUCCACAGGAACCACCUCCCCAGCCACCACCUCCAGCGGCACAACCUCCACAGGUUCCACCUCCAUAGCCACCACGUCCACGGGCAUAAGCUCCACGGGCACCACCUCCUCAGCCACCAUCUCCCCAGUCACCACCUCCAGGGGCAUCACAUCCACAGGUUCCACCUCCACAGUCACCACUUCCACAGGCAAAACCUCCAGAGCCACCAGCAUCUCAACCACCACCUCCGUGGCCACCACCUCCACAGCCACCACCUCCGCAAGCACAACCUCCAUAGGCACAGUCUCCACAGGAACCACCUUCUCAGCCACUACCUCCAGUGGCACAAACUCCAGGGGUUCCACCUCCAUAGCCACCACGUCCACGGGCAAAAGCUCCACAGCCACCACCUCCUCAGGCACGACUUCCAGGGGAACCACCUCCUCUGCCACCGCCUCCCGGGCAACCACCAGCCAGGGCACAACCUCGAUGGGUUCCACCUCCACAGUCACCACUUCCACAGGUACAACUUCCCCAGCUACCACCGCCCCGGCAACCAGCUCCCCAAGCACAACCGCCAUAGGCAAAAUCUCCACAGGAACCACCUCCUUGGCAACCACCUCCACGGGAACCACCUCCUCUGUCACCACCUCCAAAGCCACCACCUCCUCAGCCACCAGCUCCCCGGCCACCACCUCCAGGGGUUCCACAGCCAUAGCUACCACUUCCACAGGCACAACCUCCACAGCCACCAGCACCUCAGCCACCACCUCCACAGCCACCACCUCCUCAAGUACAACCCCCAUAGGCACAAUCUCCACAGGAACCACUUCCCCAGCCACCGCAUCCAGCGGCACAACUUCCACAGGUUCCUCCUCCAUAGCCACCACAUCCACAGGCAAAAUCUCCACAGCCACCACCUCCUCAGCCACCAGCUCCCCGGCCACCACCUCCAGGAGUUACACCUCCAGAGCCACCACUUCUACAGGCACCAUCUCCUCAACCACCACCUCCGUGGCCACCACCUCCACAGCCACCACCUCCCCAGGCACAACCUCCAUAGGCACAAUCUCCACAGGAACAACCUCAUUGGCAACCACCUCCAUGGGAACCACCUCCGCUGUCACCACCUCCACAGCCACCACAUCCUCAGCCACCAACUCACUGGCCACCACCUCCAUGGGCACAACCUCGAAGGGUUCCACCUCCAUAGCCACCACUUCCACAGGCACCACCUCCACAGCCACCACCUCCCCAGUAACCACCUCCAAGGGGACAACAUCCAUGAGUUCCACCUCCACAGCCACCACUUCCACAGUCACAAGCUCCAUAGCCACCACCUCCUCAGCCACCAGCUCUUCAGCCACCAGCUCCUCAGCCACCACCUCCACAGCCACCACCUCCUCAGGCACAACCUCCAUAAGCAAAAUCUCCACGAGAACCACCUCCUCGGCAACCACCUCCCCUGUCACCACCUCCAAAGCCAAUACCUCACUGGCCACUGUCCCCAAGGGCACAACCUCCAGGGGUUCCACAUCCAUAGCCACCACUUCCACAGGCACCACCUCCACAGCCACCGGCUCCUCAGUCACUACAUUCGUGGCCACGACCUCCCCGGCUACCACCUCCCCAGGCACAGCUUCGACAGGCAUAACAUCCAUAGGCACAACCUCCACGGCAACCACCUCCCCAGCCGCCACCUCCAGCGGUACAACGUCCACAGGUUCCACCUCCAUAGGCACCACAUCUGCAGGCACAAGCUCCACAGCCACCACCUCUUCAGGCAUCACCUCCUCAGCCACCAGCUCCCCGGCCACCACCUCCAGGGGUUCCACCUCCAUAGCCUCCACUUCCAGAGGAACAACAUCUACAGCCACCAGCUCCUCAGCCACCAUAUACCCAAGCACAAAUUCCAGGGGCACAAGCUCCAUAGGUACCACCUCUACAGCCACCGCCUCCCCAGGCACAACUUCAACAGGCACAAGCUCCACAGGAACUACCUCCUUAGCUACCACCUUGCUAGCCACCACUGCCAGAGCCACCACUUCCACAGGCAAAAGCUCCACAGCCACCAGCUCCUCACCCACCACCUCCCCGGCUACCACCUCCAGGGUCACUACCUCCAGGGGUUCUACCUCCAUAGCCACCACUUCCAUAGGCACCACCUCCACAGCCACCACCUCCUCAGCCACCACCUCCUCAGCCACCAUCUCCUCAGCCACCACCUCCCUGGCCACCACCUACACGGGGACAACCUCCAAAGGAACCACCUCCAGGGCAACCACUUCCAAGGCAACCAUCUCUCUGGCCACUGCCUCCACAUCCACCACCUCCCAGGUCAUCACUUCCCUGGUGACCACCACCCCAGCCACCACCACUCCAGCCACCACCUCCACGGUCACCCACUCGGUCAGCUCCCUGGGCCCAGGUUCCACCACCUGUCAGCCCCGAUGUCAGUGGACAGAGUGGUUUGAUGAGGAUUACCCCACGUCUGACAGCACUGGCGGGGACGUUGAGUCCUAUGAUAAAAUCAGGGCUGCGGGAAGGGACAUCUGCGAGCGGCCACAGGACAUACAGUGUCGGGCCGAGAACUUCCCCAACUGGACCCUGGAGCAGGUGGGCCAGACGGUGCACUGCAACGUGCGCUUCGGCCUGGUGUGCUGGAACCAGGAGCAGGAGGGCGUGUUCAAGAUGUGCUACAACUACCAAAUCCGAGUGCUGUGCUGCAGUACCGAUCACUGCACGGGAGCCACCUCCGCCCUGCCACCAGCCACGACACCGGGGACAGCCACCACACUCCCCUGGGCCUCGUCCUCAACACUACAGCCUACAAGUAGCUCAGGGGUGACCCAGACUCCCCCAGCCAGCACCUCCCUGGCCACCACCUCCAGGGGCACAAGCUCCAGGGAAUCGACCUCCAUAGCCACCACUUCCACAGGAACAACCUCCACAGCCACCAGCUCCUCAUUCACCACCUCUUUGGCCACCACCUCCCCAGGCACAGCUUCGACAUUCACAACUUCCACAGGCACAACUUCCGCAGCCACCACCUCCCCAGCCACCACCUCCAGAGGCACAACCUCCACAGGUUCCACCUUCAUAGCCACCACGUCCGUAGGCACAAGCUCUACAUUCACCACCUCCUCAGCCAUCACCUCCCCAGGCACAGCUUCGAUAGGCACAGCCUCCACAGGAAUCACCUCCUCAGCCACCACCUCCCCAGUCACCACCUCCAGGGGCAUAAAAUCCACGGGUUCCACCUCCACAGUCACCACUUCCACAGGCACAAGAUCCAAAGCCACCAGCUCCUCAGCCACCAGCUCUGUGACCACAGCCUCCACAGCCACCACCUCCUCAGGCACAACCUCCAUGGGCACAGUCUCCACGGGAACCACCUUCCCAGCCACCAUCUCCAGCGGGAAAACCUCCACAGGUUGCACCUCCACAGCCACCACGUACACAGGCACAAGCUCCACAGCCACCACCUCCUCAGGCACGACCUCCAGGGGAACCACCUCCUCCCCACACACCUCUCUGGCAACCACCACCCAGGGCACAACCUCGAUGAGUUCCACCUCCAUAGUCACCACUUCCACAGGCACAACUUCCCCAGCCACCACCUCCCCAGCUAGCACCUCCCCAAGCACAACUUCCAUAGGCAAAAUCUCCACAGGAACCGCCUCCUCAGCAACCACCUCCUCUGUCACCACCUCCAAAGCCACCACCUCCUCAGCCACCAGCUCCCCGGCCACCACGUCCAGGAGUUCCACCUCCAUAGCCACCACUUCCACAGGCACAGGCUCCACAGCCACCAGCUCCUUGUCCUCCACCUCCCUGCCCACCACCUCCGCAGGCACAGCUUUGACAGGCACAACCUCCAUAGGCACAACCUCCACAAGAAUCACCUCCCCAGCCACCGCCUCCUUCACCAACACCUCCUCAAGCAUCACCUCCAUGGGUGCCACCUCCACAGCCACCACCUCCUCAGGCACAAUCUCCACAGGAACCACUUUCCCAGCCACCGCAUACAGCGGCACAGCCUCCACAGGUUCCACCUCCAUAGGAACUACGUCAACGGGCAAAAGCUUCACAGCCACCACCUCCUCAGUCACCAGCUCCCCGGCAACCACCUCCAGGGGUUCCACCUCCACAGCCACCACUUCCACAGGCACAACUUCCACAGCCACCACCGCAUUAGGCACAACCUCCACAGCCACCAGCUCUUCAGCCACCACCUCCGUGGCCACCACCUCCACAGGAAACACCUCCCCUGUCACCACCUCCAAAGCCACCACCUCCUUAGCCACCAGCUCCCUGGCCAUCACCUCCAGAGGCACAAUCUCAAGAGGUUCCACCUCCAUAGUCACCACUUCCUCAGGCACCACCACUAGAGCCACCAGCUCCUCAGCCACCAUCUACCCAAGCACAAUUUCCAAGGGCACAAGCUCCAUGAGCACCACCUCCACAGCCACCACCUCCCCAAUCACCACCUCCAGGGGCACAACCUCCAGGGGUUCCACCUCCAUAGCCACCACUUCCACAGGCACAAGCUCCAUAGCCACCACCUCCUCAGCCACCACCUCAACAGCCACCAGCUCCACAGCCACCAUCUCCUCACGCACAACCUCCGUAGGCACAAUCUCCACAGGAACCACCUCCUUGCCAGGCACCUCCUCGGGAACCACCUCCCCUGUCACCACCUCCAAAGCCACCACGUCCCUGGCCACCGCCUCCAGGGGAACAAGCUCCAGGGGUUCCACCUCCAUAGCCACCACUUCCACAGGCACAACCUUCACAGCCACUGGCUCCUCAGCCACCACAUUCGUGGCCACCACCUCCCCGGCCACCACCUCCUCAGCCACAGCUUCGACAGGCACAACAUCCAUAGGCACAACCUCCACAGGAAUCACCUCCUCAGCCACAAACUCCGCAGCCACCAGCUCCUUCACAAGCACCUCCUCAGGCAUCACGUCCAUAGCAACCACCUCCUCAGCCGCCACCUCCAGCGGUACAACCUCCACAGGUUCCACCUCCAUAGCUACUACAUCCACGGUCAAAAGCUCCACAGCCACCACCUCUUCCGCCACCACGUCCACAGCCACGACCUCCGCAGCCACCACCUCCUCAGGCACAAUCUUCACUGGCACCACUUCCCCAGCCACCAGUGGCACAACCUCCACAGGUUUCACUUCCAUAGCGACCACGCCAAUGGGCACAAGCUCCACAGCCACCACCUCCUCAGGCACGACCUCCAGGAGAACCACCUCCUCCCCGACUGCCUCCCCGGCAACCACCAGCCAGGGCACAACCUCGAUGGGUUCCACCUCCAUAGUCACCACUUCCACAGGUACAACUUCCCCAGCCACCACCACCACAGUUAGCACCUCCCCAAGCACAAGCUCCAAAGGCACAAUCUCCACAGGAACCGUCUCCUUGGCAACCACCUCCAAGGGAACCACCUCCCCUGUCACCACCUCCAAAGCCACCACCUCCUCAGCCACCAGCUCCCCGGCCACCACCUCCGUGGGUUCCACCUCUAUAGCCACCACUUCCACAGGCACAACCUCCACAGCGACCAGCUCCUCAGCCACCACCUCCGUGGCCACCACCUCCACGGCUACCACGUCCUCAGGCACAACCGCCAUAGGCACAAUCUCCUCAGCAACCACCUCCACGGGAGCCACCUCCCCUUUCACCACCUCCCCAGUCACCACCUCCCGGGGUACAACCUCCAGGAGUUCCACCUCCAUAGCCACCACUUCCACAGGCACAACUUCUAGAGCCACCAGCUCCUCAGCCACCAUCUACCCAAGCAAAACUCCCAGGGGCACAAGCUCCAUAGGCACCAGCUCCACAGCCACCACCUCCCCACUCACGACCUCCAGGGGUUCCACCUCCGUAGCCACCACUUCCAUAAGCACAACCUCCACACCCACCAGCUCCUCAGCCACCACCUCUGUGGCCACCACCUCCCCAGGCACAGCUUCGACAGCCACAACCUCCAUAGGCACAACCUCUACACAAACCACCUCCCGAGCCACGACCUCCAACGGCACAACCUCCACAGGUUCCACCUCCAUAGCCAGCACGUCCACGGGCACAAGCUCUACGGCCACCACCUCCUCAGCCACCACCUCCUCAGUCACCACCUCCAGGGGCAUCACAUCCAUGGGUUCCACCUCCAUAACCACCACGUCCACAGGCACAAGAUUCAAAGCCACCAGCACCUUAGCCACCCCAUCUGUGGCCACCACCUCCACAGCCACCACCUCCUCAAGCACAACCUCCAUAGGCACAAUCUCCAUAGGAACCACCUCCAUAGCCACCACAUCCAUGGGCAAAAGCUCCACAGCCACCACCUCCUCAGCCACCACCUCCUCAGCCACCAUGUCCUCAGCCACCAGCUCCCUAGCCACCACCUCCAGGGGUUCCACCUCCAUAGCAACCACGCCCAUGGGCACAACCUCCACAUCCACCACCUCCUCCGGAACAACCUCCACAGCCACGAGCACAUCAGCCACCACCUUCGUGGCCACCACGUCCACACCCACCACCUUCCCAGGCACAACCUCAAUAGGCACAAUCUCCACAGGAACAGCCUCCUUGGCAACCACCUCCACGGGAACCACCUCUGCUGUUACCACCUCCAAAGCCACCACCUCUCCAGCCAGCACUUCCCCGGUCACCACAUCCAGUGGCAUAACAUCCACAGGUUCCACCUCCACAGGUACCACUUCCAGAGGUACAACCUCCAUAGCCAGCACCUCCCCAGCUAGCAGUUACACAAGCACAACCUCCAUAGGCACAAUCUCCACGGGAACCACCUCCCCUGUCACUGCAUCCAGCAGGACAACCUCCACAGGUUCCACCUCUAUAGUAACCACGUCCACGGGUAAAAGCUUCACAGUCACCACCUCCUCAGUCACCAGCUCCCCGGCAACCACCUCCAGGGGUUCCAUCUCCAUAGCCACCACUUCCACAGGCACAACCUCCACAGCCACCAGCUCUUCAGCCACCACCUCCACAGCCACCACCUCCACAGCCACCAGCUCCCCAGGCACAACCUCCAUAGGCACAAUCUCCACAGAAACAACAUCUUUGGCAAGUACGUCCACGGGAACCACCUCCCCUGUCACCACCUCCAAAGCCACCACCUCCUCAGCCACCAGCUCCCCAGCCACCACCUCCAGGGGUUCCACCUCCUUAGCGACCACUUCCACAGGCACAAGCUCCUCAGCCACCAGCUCCAUGACCACCACCUCCCCGACCACCACCUCCCCAGGCACAGCUUCAAGAGGCACAACCUCCACAGGAAUCACCUCCCCAUCCACCACCUUCUUUACCAGCACCUCCUCAGGCAUCACCUCCAUGGCAACCACAUCAUCUGCCACCACAUCCUCAGGCACAACCUCCAUAGGAACAAUCUCCACAGGAAUCACCUCCCAAGCCCCCACAUCUAGCGGCACAACCUCCACAGGCUCCACCUCCAUAGCCACCACAUCCACGGGAAAAAGCUCCACAGCCACCACCUACUCAGCCACCAGCUCUCCGGCCACCACCUCCAGGGGUUCCAGCUCCAUAGCCACCACUUCCACAGGCACAACUUCCACAGCCACCAGCUACUCUGCCACCACCUCUGUGGCCACCACCUCCAUAGCCACCACCUCCCCAGGCACAACCUCCAUAGGUACAAUCUCCACAGGAACAACCUCCUCAGCAACCACCUCCAUGGGAACCACCUCCCCUGUCACCACCUCCAAAGCCACCACCGCCUCACCCACUAACUCCCUGGCCACCACCUCCAGGGGCACAACUUCAAGGGGUUCCACCUCCAUAGCCACCACUUCCACAGGCACCACCACUAGAGCCACCAGCUCCUCAGCCACCAUCUACCCAAGCACAAUUUCCAGGGGCACAAGCUCCAUAGGCACCACCUCCACAGCCACAAUCUCCCCAAUCACCACCUCCAGGGGCACAACCUCCAGGGGUUCCACCUCCAUAGCCACCACUUCCACAGGCACCACCUCCACAGCCACCGGCUCCUCAGUCACCACAUUCGUGGCCACCACCUCCCCAGCCACAGCUUCGACAGGUACAACAUCCAUAGGCACAACCUCCACAGGAAUCACCUCCUCAGCCACAAACUCCGCAGCCACCAGCUCCUUCACAAGCACCUCCUCAGGCAUCACCUCCAUAGCAACCAUCUCCCCAGCCGCCACCUCCAGUGGUACAACCUCCACAGGUUCCACCUCCAUAGCUACUACAUCCACGGUCAAAAGCUCCACAGCCACCACCUCUUCCGCCACCACGUCCACAGCCACGACCUCCGCAGCCACCACCUCCUCAGGCACAAUCUUCACUGGCACCACUUCCCCAGCCACCACUUCCAGUGGCACAACCUCCACAGGUUUCACCUCCAUAGCGACCACGCCAAUGGGCACAAGCUCCACAGCCACCACCUCCUCAGGCAUGACCUCCAGGAGAACCACCUCCUCCCCGACUGCCUCCCCGGCAACCACCAGCCAGGGCACAACCUCGAUGGGUUCCACCUCCACAGUCACCACUUCCACAGGUAAAACUUCCCCAGCCACCACCGCCCCCGUUAGCACCUCCCCAAGCACAAGCUCCACAGGCACAAUCUCCACAGGAACCGCCUCCUUGGCAACCACCUCCACGGGAACCACCUCCCCUGUCACCACCUCCAAAGCCACCACCUCCUCAGCUACCAGGUCCCCAGCCACCACCUCCAGGGGUUCCACCUCCAUAGCCAUCACUUCCACAGGCACAACCUCCACAGCCACCAGCUCCUCAGCCACCACUUCCGUGGCCACCACCUUCCCGACCACCACAUCACCAGGCACAGCUUCAACAGGCACAACCUCCACGGGAACCACCUCCUCAGCCAUCACCUCCCCAGCCACCAGGUCUUUCUCGAGCACCUCCUCAGGAAUCAUCUCCACAGGAACCACCACGCCAACCACGACCUCCAACAGCACAACCUCCACAGGUUCCACCACAUCCACGGGCACAAGCUCUACGGCCACCAUCUCCUCAGUCACCACCUCCAGGGGCAUAACAUCCAUGGGUUCCACCUCCACAGUCACCACUUCCACAAGCACAACCUCCAGAGCCACCAGCACCUCAGCCACCACCUCCAUGGCCACCACCUCCUCAGGCACAAUCUCCUCAGGCACAACCUCCACAGGAACCAGCUCCCCACCCACUGCCUCCAGCGGCACAAACUCCCGGGGUUCCACCUCUAUAGCCACCACUUACACAGGCACAGCCACUACAGCCACCAGCUCCUCACCCACCAUCUACCCAACCACAACUUCCAGGGGCACAAGUUCCAUAGGCACCACCUCCACAGCCACCACCUCCCCAAGCACAACUUUGACAGGCACAAGCUCCACAGGAACUACCUCCUUAGCUACCACCUUGCUAGUCACCACCAGAGCCACCACUUCCAUGGGCACAAGCUCCACAGCCACCACCUCCUCACCUACCACCUCCCCAGCCACCGCCUCCAGUGGCACAACCUACAGAGGUUCCCCCUCCAUAGCCACCACGUCCACAGGCACAAUCUCCACAGCCACCAGCUCCUCAGCCACCACCUCCGUGGCCACCACCUCCCAGGCGACCACCUCCCCAGGAACAGCGUUGACAGCUACAACCUCCAUAGGCACAACCUCCACGGGAACCACCUCCUCAGCCACUACCUCGCCAGCCACCACCUCCUCAGCCACCGCCUCCCCGACCACCACCUACACGGGCACAAUCUCCAAAGGAACCACCUCCAGGGCAACCACUUCCAAGGGAACCACCUCUCCAGCCACCGCCUCCAGGGGCACAACCUCCAGGGGUUCUACCUACACAGCCACCACCUCCUCAGGCACAAUCUCCACAGGCACCACCUCCCAGGCCACCAUCUCCCCAGGCACAGCUUCGAGAGCCACAACCUCCAUACGCACAACCUCCGUGGGAACCACCUCCUCAGCCACCACCUCCCCAGCCACCACCUACACGGGGACAACCUCCAAAGGAACCACCUCCACGGGAACCACUUCCAAGGGAACCACCUCUCCGGCCACCACCUCCACAGCCACCACCUCCCAGGUCACCACCUCCUCGUCCACCAUCUCCUCAGCCACCACCUCUGUGGCCACCACCUCCUCGGCCACCACCUCCCCAGCCACCACCUCCCUGGCCACCAUCUCCUCGGCCACCACCUCCGUGGCCACCACCUCCUCGGCCACCACCUCCAGAGGCACAACCUCCAGGGGUUCCAUCUCCACAGCCACCACCUCCUCCAGCACAGUCUCCACAGGCACUACGUCCCAGGCCACCCCUUCCCUGGGCACAGCUUCGACAGCCACAACCUCCAGAGGCACAACCUCCAUGGGAACCACCUCCUCAGCUACCACCUCCCCAGCCACCACCUCCUCAGCCACCACCACCCCAGCCACCACCUCCGCGGCCACCACCUCCCCAGCCACCACCUCCUCAGCCACCAUCUCCUCGGCCACCACCUCCCCGGCCACCACCUACACGGGCACAACCUCUAAAGGAACCACCUCCAUGGGAACCACUUCCAAGGGAACCACCUCUCCGGCCACCACUUCCAGGGGCACAACCUCCAGGGGUUCUACCUCCACAGCCACCACCUCCUCAGGCACAAUCUCCACAGGCACCACUUCCCAGGCCACCAUCUCCCCAGGCACAGCUUCGAGAGCCACGAUCUCCGUACGCACAACCUCCACGGGAACCACCUCCUCAGCCACCACCUCCCCAGCCACCACCUACACGGGGACAACCUCCAAAGGAACCACCUCCACGGGAACCACUUCCAAGGGAACCACCUCUCCAGCCACCACCUCCACAGCCACCACCUCCCCAGGCACAGCUUCGACAGCCACAGCUUCCAUAGGCACAACCUCCACACAAACCACCUCCCCAGCCACGACUUCCAGUGGCACAACCUCCACAGGUUCCACCUCCAUAACCACCACGUCCACAGGCACAAGCUCCACAGCCACCACCUCCUCAGUCACCACCUCCCCAGUCACCACCUCCAGGGGCAUCACAUCCACGGGUGCCACCUCCACAGUCACCACUUCCACAGGCACAAGCUCCACAACCACCAGCUCCUCAGCCAUCACCUCCGUGGCCACCACCUCCACAGCCACGACCUCCUCAAGCACAACCUCCAUAGGCACAGUCUUCACGGGAACCACCUCCGCAGCCACCACCUACUCAGGCACCACCUCCAGGGGAACCACCUCCUCUGCCACCGCCUCCCCGGCAACCACCACCCAGGGCACAACCUCGCUGAGUUCCGCCUCUAUAGUCACCACUUCCACAGGUACAACCUCCAGAGCCACCACCUCCCCAAGCACAACCUCCAUAGGCACAAUCUCCACAGGAACCACCUCCUCAGCAACCACCUCCAAUGUAACCACCUCCCCUGUCACCAUCUCCAAAGCCACCCACGCCCCAGCCACGACAUCCCCAUUCACCACCUCCAGGGCCAUAACAUCCAUGGGUUCCACCUCCAUAGUCACCACUUCCACAGGCACAACCUCCACAGCGACCAGCUCCUCAGCCACCACCUCCGUGGCCACCACCUCCACAGCUACCACGUCCUCAGGCACAACCUCCAUAGGCACAAUCUCCUCGGCAACCACCUCCACGGGAGCCACCUCCCCUUUCACCACCUCCAAAGCCACCACCUCCCCAGCCACCACCUCCCCAGUCACCACCUCCUGGGGUAAAACCUCCAGGGGUUCCACCUCCAUAGCCACCACCUCCACAAGCACAACCUCUAGAGCCACCAGCUCCUCAGCCACCAUCUACCCAAGCAAAACUCCCAGGGGCACAAGCUCCAUAGGCACCACCUCCACAGCCACCACCUUCCCAGUUACCACCUCCAGGAGCACAACAUACACGGGUUCCACCUCCAUAACCACCACUUCUACAGGCACCACUUCCACAGCCAUCAGCUCCUCAGCCACCACCUCCGUGGCCACCACCUCCCCAGGCACAGCUUCAACAGGCACAACCUCCAUAGGCACAACCUCCGCAGGAAUCACCUCCUCAGCCACCACCUCCCCAGCCACGAGCUCCUUCACCAGCACCUCCUCAGGCAUCACCUCCAUGGCAAUGACAUCGUCUGCCACCACCUCCUCAGGAAUCAUCUCCACUGGAACCGCCUCCCCAGCCGCCACGUCCAGCGGCACAACCUCCACCGGUUCCACCUCCUUAGCCACCACGUCCACGGGCUCAAGCUCCACGGGCACAAGCUCCACGGCCACCACCUCCUCGGCCACCACCUCCCCAGUCACCACCUCCAGGGUCAUUACAUCCACAGGUUCCAGCCCCACAGUCAGCAGCUCCACAGCCACCAGCACGUCAGCCACCACCUCCGUGGCCACCAGCUCCACAGCCACCACCUCCUCAGGCACAACCUCCGUAGGUACAAUCUCCAUGGGAACCACCUCCCCAGCCACUGCAUCCAGCGGCACAACCUCCACAGGUUCCACCUCCAUAGCCACCACUUCCACAGGCACAGGCUCCACAGCCACCACCUCCUCACCCACCACCUCCCCAGUCACCACCUCCAGGAGCACAACCUCCCGGGGUUCCACAUCCACCGCCACCACCUCCUCAGGCAGAACCUCCACAGCCACCAGCUUUUCAGCCAGCAGCUCCGUGGCCACCGGCUUCCCGACCACGACCUCCUCAGGCACAGCUUCAACAGGCACAACCUCCACAGGAAUUUCCUCCCCAGCCACCACCUCCAGCGGCACAACCUCCACAGGUUCCAACACCAUAGCCACCACGACCACAAGCUCAAGCUCCACGGGCACAAGCUCCAUGGCCACCACCUCCUCAGCCACCACCUCCCCAGUCACCACCUCCAGGGGCAUUACAUCUACAGGUUCCACGUCCACAGUCAUCUCUUCCACAGGCACAAGAUCCAGAGCCACCAGCACUUCAGCCACCACCUCCGUGGCCACCACCUCCACAGCCACCACCUCCUCAAGCACAACCUCCUCAGGCAAAAUCUCCACAGAAACCACCUCUCCAGCCACUGCCUCCAGUGGCACAAACUCCAGGGGUUCCACCUCUAUAGCCACCACUUCCACAGGCACAACCUCUAGAGCCACCAGCUCCUCAGCCACCAUCUACCCAAGCACAACUUCCAGGGGCACAAGCUCCAUAGGUACCACUUCCACAGGAACCACCUCCCCUGUCACCACCUCCCAAGCUACCACCUCCUCAGCCACCACCUCCCCAGUCACCACCUCCAAGGGUACAACCUCCAUGGGUUCCACCUCCAUAGCCACCACUUCCACAGGCACAACCUCUAGAGCCACCAGCUCCUCAGCCACCAUCUACCCAAGCAAAACUCCCAGGGGCACAAGCUCCAUAGGCACCAGCUCCACAGCCACCACCUCCCCACUCACGACCUCCAGGGGCACAACCUCCAGGAGUUCCACCUCGAAGGUCACCACUUCCACAGGCACCACCUCCACACCCACCAGCUCCUCAGGCACCACCUCCGUGGCCACCACCUCCCCAGGCACAGCUUCGACAGGCACAACCUCCACGGGAACCACCUCCUUAGCCACCACCUCCCCAGCCAACAGCACCUCCUCAGGCAUCACCUCCACGGCAAUGACAUCAUCUGCCACCACCUCCUCAGGAAUCAUCUCCACGGGAACCACCUCCCCAGCCGCCACAUCUAGUGGCACAACCUCCACAGGUUCCACCUCCAUAGCCACCACGUCCACGGGCACAAGCUCCACGGCCACCACGUCCUUGGCCACCACCUCCCCAGUCACCACCUCCAGGGGCAUUACAUCCACAGGUUCCACCCCCACAGUCACUAGCUCCACAGCCACCAGCUCCACAGCCACCACCUCCUCAGGCACAACCUCCGUAGGUACAGUCUCCAUGGGAACCACCUCCCCAGCCACUGCACCCAGUGGCACAGCCUCCACAGUUUCCACCUCCAUAGCCACCACUUCCACAGGCACAGGAUCCACAGUCACCACCUCCUCAGCCACCACUUCCCCGGCCACCACCUCCAGAGGCACAACAUCCAGGGGUUCCAUCUCCACAGCCACCACCUCCUCUGGCACAGUCUCCACAGGCACUACGUCCCAGGCCACCCCUUCCCUGGGCACAGCUUCGACAGCCACAACCUCCAGAGGCACAACCUCCAUGGGAACCACCUCCUCAGCUACCACCUCCCCAGCCACCACCUCCUCAGCCACCAGCUCCUCAGCCACCACCACCCCAGCCACCACCUCCUCGGCCACCACCUCCUCGGCCACCAUCUCCUCAGCCACCACCUCUCCGGCCACCACCUCCUCGGCCACCACCUCCCCGGCCACCAUCUACUUGGCCACCACCUCCGCGGCCACCACCUCUUCGGCCACCACCUCCAGAGGCACAACCUCCAGGGGCUCCAUGUCCACAGCCACCACCUCCUCCGGCACAGUCUCCACAGGCACUACGUCUCAGGCCACCCCUUCCCUGGGCACAGCUUCGACAGCCACAACCUCCAGAGGCACAACCUCCAUGGGAACCACCUCCUCAGCUACCACCUCCCCAGCCACCACCUCCUCAGCCACCACCUCCUCGGCCACCACCUCCUCAGCCACCACCUCCUCGGCCACCAUCUCCUCGGCCACCACCUCCCCGGCCACCACCUACACAGGCACAACCUCUAAAGGAACCACCUCCACGGGAACCACUUCCAAGGGAACCACCUCUCCGGCCACCACCUCCAGGGGCACAACCUCCAGGGGUUCUACCUCCACAGCCACCACCUCCUCAGGCACAAUCUCCACAGGCACCACCUCCCAGGCCACCAUCUCCCCAGGCACAGCUUCGAGAGCCACAACCUCCAUACGCACAACCUCUGCGGGAACCACCUCCCCAGCGACCACCUACACGGGGACAACCUACACGGGAACAACCUCCAAAGAAACCACCUCCACGGGAACCACUUCCAAGGGAACCACCUCUCCGGCCACCGCCUCCACAGCCACCACCUUCCAGGUCACCACCUCCCUGGUGACCACCACCCUAGCCACUACCACUUCAGCCACCACCUCCACGGUCACCCACUCGGCCAGGCCCCUCAGCCCAGGUUCCACCACCUGUCAGCCCCGAUGUCAGUGGACAGAGUGGUUUGAUGAGGAUUACCCCACGUCUGACAGCACUGGUGGGGACAUUGAGUCCUAUGAUAAAAUCAGGGCUGCGGGAUGGGACAUCUGCGAGCGGCCACAGGACAUACAGUGUCGGGCCGAGAACUUCCCCAACUGGACCCUGGAGCAGGUGGGCCAGACGGUGCACUGCAACGUGCGCUUCGGCCUGGUGUGCUGGAACCAGGAGCAGGAGGGGGUGUUCAAGAUGUGCUACAACUACCAAAUCCGAGUGCUGUGCUGCAGUACUGAUCACUGCAUGGGAGCCACCUCUGCCCUGCCACCAGCCACGACACCGGGGACAGCCACCACACUCCCCUGGGCCUUGUCCUCAACACCACAGCCUACAAGUAGCCCAGUAGUGUCCAGGACUCUCCCAGCCAGCACCUCCCCCGCCACCACCUCCAGGGGUUCCACCUCCAUAGCCACCACUUCCACAGGCACAACCUCCACAGCCCCCAGCUCCUCAGCCACCACCUUUGUAGCCACCAACUCCCCAGUCACCACCUUACCAGGCACAGCUUCUACAGCCACAACCUCCAUAGGAAUCACCUCCUCAGCCACCACCUCCCCAGCCACCAGCUCCUUCACCAGCACCUCCUCAGGUAUCACCUCCACGGCAACCACAUCGUCUGCCACAACCUCCCCAGCCACCACCACGUCAGGAAUCAUCUCCACAGGAACCACCUCCCCAGCCACCACCUCCAGCAGCACAACCUCCACGGUUUCCACCUCCAUAGCCACUAUGUCCACGGGCACAAGCUCCACGGCCACCAUCCCCUCAGCCACCUCCAGGGGCACAACCUCCAGGGCUUCCACUUCCACAGCCACCAGCUCCCCAGCUAGCACUUCCCCAAGCACAAAGUCCAUAGGCAUAACCUCCACAGGCACCACCUCCACAGGCACAAGCUCCCCAGCUACUACCUCCUCAGGCACGACCUCCAGGGGAACCACCUCCUCUGCCACCGCCUCCCCAGCCACCACCUCCAUGGGCACAACCUCCACCGGUUCCACUUCCUCAGCCACCAUUUCCACGGGCACAAGCUCCACAGCCACCACCUCCAGGGCCGCCACCUCACUGUCUGCCACCACCUCCCUGGGUACCACCUCCCCAUCCACCACCUCAUUGGCUACCAGGUUAUCUUUGGUGACAGGAGCCUCCACCACAGCCACCACGUCCCCUCAGAUCACCAAAACCGUCAACAUCUCCACCACUCAGAGGAGUCUCACCUUCUCCGUCCCCAGUCCCUCUGCCCCCGCGGUCUUCACCACCAGCCCCUUCCAUACCACGGGGCAGCCCACUUCUGGGAUCCUGACCACAUCCACCAGGCCACCAUGGACCAGCAUCCCACACACGGCCCCCCUGUUGACCUCCAGCUCUGGGCUCACCGUUGGGACCACCCUCCCCUCCAGCCGUCCUUCUCCCAGCACGGGCUGUGAGCCUCGGUGCGCCUGGACAGACUGGUUCGAUGAGGACUACCCCAUCCCUGGCCCCGAGGGCGGGGAUUUUGAGACCUAUGCGGUCAUCCGCGCAGCUGGCCACAUCUUCUGUGAGCAUCCCCAGGACAUCGAGUGCCGCUCCGAGAAGGAGCCGGACCAGCCCUUGGAGGCGGUCGGGCAGGUUGUCCAGUGCGAUGUGCGCUUUGGGCUGGUGUGCAGGAACCGCGACCAACUUGGGCCCCUGAAAUACUGCUACAACUUCCAUGUGCGCCUGCUGUGCUGUGAUGACUACAGCCACUGUGCCGGCACUGCCACGGCUACCGGCUCAACGGCAACCCCCUCCUUUGCCCCGGGGACCACUCACACCGCUGUGGUUUCCCCAAGAAGCCUGACAACCUUCAGCGUGUCCACCAGGUCCACUUCGGUCCUCACCACCCUCAGGCCCACCAGCACCCCCUUCUCCCGGACGCCCUGCUUCUGCAAGGCAUUUGGACAGCUGUUCUCCCCUGGAGACCUCAUCUACAAUAAGACUGACAAAGCCGGCUGCCAGUUCUACGCAGUCUGCACCCAGCACUGUGACAUCGAACGUUUCCCGGGGCAUUGCCCCAGCUCCCCACCACCGGCAUCCUCCACUCCUCUGCCCCCCACCUCUCCACCCCCUGGCUGCGAUAACGCUGUCCCUCCCCGACAGGUGAAUGAGUCCUGGACCCUGGAGAACUGCACGGUGGCCAGGUGCGAGGGUGACAACCACGUCGUCCUGCUCCCACCCAAGCCGAUAGCCAACAUCACCUGUGUGAACGGGCAGCAGCCCCUCCAAGUGUGGAACCAGAGCCGGCCCUGCGAUUUCCACUACGAGUGCGAGUGCUCCUGCAGUGGGUGGGGUGGCUCCCACUACUUGACCUUCGACGGCACCUCCUACUCCUUCCUGGACAACUGCACCUACGUCCUCAUGAGAGAGAUCCGCCCGCGCCACGGGAACCUCAGCAUCCUCUUGUACAGCCACUACUGCGGGGCCUCUGCCUCCACCUCUGCCGCCAGCUGCGCCCGCGCCCUCAGCGUCCACUACGAGUCCAUGGGGAUAGUGCUCACCACCGCGACCGUCCACGGGAAAGAGGAGAGCCUGAUCCUGUUCGACCACGUGCGGGUGACCAGGGGUUUCACCAAGCACGGCGUGACCGUGUCCCUGACGGGCGCCAGCACCAUGGGCAUCGACAUUCCCGCCAUCGGCGUGAGCAUCACCUUUGACGGGCACAACUUCCAGAUCCAGCUGUCCUACAGCCACUUCGGCAACAACACGGAGGGCCAGUGUGGCACCUGCACCAACAACCAGAAGGAUGACUGCCGCCGGCCAGAUGGCACCACAGCCCCCACCUGCAAGGACAUGGCCAAGUCCUGGCUGGUCCCUGACGGCGGCCCGGAGGGCUGCUGGGCCCCAACAGGCCCACCCCCGACUGCCAGCCCCACGCCCCCAGCACCCCACACACCAACCCUGUGCCCCCCAGAGCCCCUCUGCGAGCUCCUGCUAAGCCAGGUCUUUGCCGAGUGCCACGGCCUCGUCCCGCCCGGCCCGUUCUUCAACGCCUGCAUCAGCGACGGCUGCCGCACCACACACCCCAGGGUGCCCUGCCAGAGCCUGGAGGCCUACGCGGCGCUCUGCCGCAGCCACGGCGUGUGCAGCGACUGGCGCAAUGCCACUGGCGGGCUGUGCGACCUCGCCUGCCCGCCAGCCAAGGUGUACAAGCCCUGCGGCCCCGUGCAGCCCCCGUCCUGCGACUGCAGGAACCAGAGCCCACCGCUCGGGGGGCUGGCGGAGGGCUGCUUCUGCCCCGAGGGUCAGAUCCUCUUCAACUCACUCAAAGACAUCUGUGUGCACACGUGCGGCUGCGUGGGACCGGACGGGUACCCCAAACUACCCGGCGAGCGCUGGGUCAGCCAGUGCCAGGACUGCGUGUGCGACGAGGGCUCGGUGUCAGUGCAGUGCAAGCCCCGGCGGUGUGAGCCCCAGGCCCACACCCCACAGUGCGACGGGCCCGGCCUGGUUGCAGUGACCAGGCCUCGGGCCGACAAUCCCUGCUGCACCGAGACGCUGUGUGUCUGCAACGUCACCACCUGCCCACCCCAGAGCCCGCCCACCUGUGGGCCUGGGCAGGUGCCCACCCACACCCAGGAGGAGGGCAAGUGCUGCCCCACCCUCAUCUGCCGACCGAAGCUGUGCACCUACAACGGCACUGUCUAUGGGGUCGGCGCAACCUUCCCAGGGGUCACUCCCUGCCACACCUGCACCUGCCUCUCCGCAGACCCCCAGGACCCAGCUGUGCAGUGUGAGGAGGCUGCCUGCAACACCACCUGCCCCCAGGGCUUCGCGUACAUGAGCACGGCUGGGCAGUGCUGCGGGAAGUGCGUGCAGCACGCCUGCCUCACGCCCGACGGCCAGCCUGUCCAGCCCAACGGAACCUGGGUCAACAGCCGGGUGGACAACUGCACUGAGUAUCGCUGUGAAGUCGAGAACGGGCAACAUGUGCUGACCCCACAGCCCUCGCCCUGCCCCGUGGUGCUCAGCUGCAGGGGGACCCUGAGGAGGACCGGCUGCUGCUACUCCUGUGAGGAAGAGGACUCCUGCCAAGUCCAGGUCAACACCACCAUCCUGCGCAACGGGGACUGCGUGACCGAGGGGGCAGUCAACGUCACCUUCUGCGAGGGCUCCUGCCCCGGAGUGUCCAAGUACUCAGCGGAGGCCCAAGCCAUGCAGCGCCAGUGCACCUGCUGCCAGGAGAGGCGGGUCCACGUGGAGACCGUGUCCAUGCAGUGUCCCGAUGGCACGGCCAUCCAGCACACCUACACCCACGUGGACGAGUGUGGCUGUGAGCCAGCCUGUGUCCCCGCACCCACGGCGCCCACAGGGGCCCCUGUCCUCCCAGUCUAGGGGCCCCCACGCCCCCUCCACCUGGAGCCAGGACAUGCAUCACUGACCAGGAAAACCUUAGGCGGCCUGUUCCACGGAGCCCACCCACCGUGGCUCCCUCCACCUCUGCUCACCUUCUGCCACCCCAUUGAGGGAAGGGGCACCCUGGGCUGACGGUCAGUGGGGACCCGCCUGAGGAGGCCCCUGCCCGGGCCCUGCCCUCACGGACCCUGUGGCCUGUCUUGGCCACCUGCCCCUCCCGGGCCCACCACAGGGCUCCCGUGGCGCACCGAGGCCCCGCUGGCCCCUCCAGCAGCCAGAGAGCAGACGGGCCAGUCCGGGCACGGCGGCCACCACAGGGAGCUGUACCAGGCCAGGUGGCCGCCUGCCCACGCCUGCUGCGGGGGGUCCCAGGGCUGAGGGCCCGGUGGCCGGGUCAGAGAGGGCUCAGCACCCAAACACCCCUCUGUUCACCCAGCCCAGUUUUGCUAAUAAACUCUGAGCAUUUGUGCA